AAGUCUUAUUUUCGGGACAUUAUUGGUAUACUUAUAAGACCUCCGACUUGUGGGCAAUCGAGUUUACAUCUGGACUCUAUCUCCUAUCUCAUCCCCAACAACCUUGAAAAACACUUAUACCAUCCUAGUCAAGAUGGCGACCUACAACACUUCCACGGACAAGAUUAUGGCUGAGCCAACGGAAUACCGCGAAAACAUAUUAUUACGGAGUACGACUAGCGUCGAUGAUAUCCCCAAAGAAGGCGAGGUGGAAAAGGAGGUCGAUCCGAAACUUGCUCGCAAAGUGAAAUUGAAACUCGAUAUCUUUAUUCUACCGUUAUUAUCGAGUGUCUACUUCUUCGCUACGAUGGGCAAAUCUGAUCUCGGAAACGCUAAGGUAGCUGGUCUCAUGGACGAGCUUAGCCUCUCCCCGGGAGAUUUUUCGAAUGCGGCAACGGUGUUCCUAGUUGCAACUAUUAUUUUCCAGCUCCCGGGAACGCUUUUGAUUAAGAAGAUCCACCCGAACAGACAGUUCAGUGGAGCGAUGCUAGUGUGGGGUUUCUUAACUGUUAUGACCGUCUUGAUCUCAAACAGUGGUCAACUAUUGCUUCUUCGAUUUCUCAUCGGUGCGGCUGAGGCCUUCGUCCAGGGUGGUGUAUUCUAUCUCUCUUUCUGGUACCAGUACCAUGAGUUCGCAACCCGAGGCGCUAUUCUUGCUUCCAUGUCCACUAUUGCCGGCGCCUUCAACGGCUUAAUCGCUUAUGCCAUUGAUAACGGUUUGGAGGGCGUCAACGGAUGGAGGGCGUGGCGAUGGAUCUUCCUUAUCGAAGGUAUUGCGCCUAUUGUGUUCUCUGUUGUCGUCUUCUUCUUGAUGCCCAGCAGCCCUAAGGACCUCAAGUAUGGAUUCACCGAAGAGGAGAAGCAGCACAUCGUCAAGAGGAGCGAAAAAUCACACAACACACACGAAGGCUCGGUCAAAUUCAAGGAGAUCUGGGCAGUGCUACUCGAUGGUCAGUUUUGGCUUUUCAUCCUCACCAGCUGUGGAGGCUCUUUCUGCCAGUCGUCGCUGUCGAACUUCCUUCCGGACAUCAUCCAAGGUUUCGGAUACACCAGUGUCAACGCUCAACUAUUCACUAUCAUCGUAUAUGUGUGCGGCUGUGUCGGAAUCCUCUUCUUCAGCAGAGUUGCGGAUAAGACCAACGCCCGAAGUAUUGUCAUGGCAGUUUCCCUUAUUCCGGCCAUAAUUGGUUAUGCAAUCUUGAUCUGGGUUAAGAACCAACAAGUUCGAUUCGCCGCUACAUGCUUCAUUGCGUUCUCUAUUUACCCGUCCACCGUCUUGCAAAUGUCAUGGGCCGCCAUGUCUUUCAUUGGUUACACACGAAGGGGUUCGGUUUUGGCGUUCUUCAACGUGUUCCCUCACAUAUUCGCCAUCUCCGGAAACCAGGCUUAUCAGGAUCCUCCUUACUACAGCGUUGGUAACUCCGCGGCUCUGGGAAUGACUAUAAUGAUGCUGGUUUGCACCAUUGCCCUCCGAUUCUAUCUCGGCUACUUGAACAAGAAGAAGGUAGCCGACCAAUACACCGAGGCGGCCAACGAAUUAAGGAAGAAGAGCAUGCAAGAGAUCGGUGACAGGCACCCAGACUUCUUCUACACCCUCUAAGCGAAUUACUCGCAGUAGCAGCACUCGGGCCUCCUCGCUGCACUUCAAGGAAGAAACAAGAGUGGAUCGUAUGCUGCUCGGAGAACGAGUUAGAACCUGGAGCCGGGACUUCGAUCUAUUCCAGACUGCUUUUACCUGAGGCGUUAUCUGCACAUUUUAUAUGUACCCCAGGAGUAUAUAUCAGCACGUCCGAAAAAGGUGGAAAUGGAUGGGUUGGCUGU
Molecule: messenger RNA, 1860 nt
Organism: Daldinia caldariorum
Lineage: Eukaryota; Fungi; Ascomycota; Sordariomycetes; Xylariales; Hypoxylaceae
Product: MFS general substrate transporter
Exons: 7
Coding region: 134-1639 (501 amino acids)
Biological process (GO): transmembrane transport
Cellular component (GO): membrane
Molecular function (GO): transmembrane transporter activity
Source: RefSeq, a predicted model, not a curated record